This is a messenger RNA of Phyllopteryx taeniolatus (common seadragon), 3637 nucleotides long. RefSeq names its product U8 snoRNA-decapping enzyme. Gene Ontology annotation, molecular function: phosphodiesterase decapping endonuclease activity; snoRNA binding. Gene Ontology annotation, cellular component: nucleus. Gene Ontology annotation, biological process: mRNA catabolic process; sno(s)RNA catabolic process. Lineage: Eukaryota; Metazoa; Chordata; Actinopteri; Syngnathiformes; Syngnathidae. The record is from RefSeq and is a predicted model, not a curated record. Bases 162 to 815 code for a protein of 217 amino acids. The transcript has 5 exons.
CCGCGGGUUGAAGACUGCCACAUGAAUUAAAAUUCAGGAAGUCGCUGAGUAUAGUGCUGACAGUGAGGUUUUUCUACCUGCUUUUCAACCUGCUUUAUAUAUUCUUGUUGAAAUUGAAAACUUUACGCCGCUAAUGCAUAGUCACCCACUCAACCAGUUCAAUGGCGAAUGGACAGCUCUCAAGGGCUGAGGCGUUGGCCUGCUCAGGCUGCAGACACGCAUGUCAUGUGAUGCUCUACUCUGACACCAAAAGUCAGCUUUUUGGGAGAACGCCCAUCAAACAUAUCAUACUGAUGCAGAUGCGCUUUGACGGUCUGCUGGGUUUCCCUGGCGGGUUUGUUAAUCAAUCACAGGAGAGCUUGGAGGUGGGGCUUUGUAGGGAGUUACAGGAGGAGUUGGGUGUGACUCUUUCUAUAUCUGAAGACGAUCAUGCGGAUGCUCGCUAUGCCACUGGAACCACCUCGUCCCCCCGUCUCAUCACUCACUUCUAUGUGAAGAAGCUAAAGGAGGAGCAGAUUAAGGAGGUGGAGCAAGCAUCUGCCUCCACAGCAAAAGAUCAUGGCCAGGAGGUCUUGGGGAUGGUCCGAGUCCCCCUCUACACUACAAAAGGCGGGGGUGGCCUCUCGUCGUUCCUGUCGCAUGCGUUCAUCGGGAGUGCUCGCACCCAGCUGGUCGACUCUCUGCUGCGCCUCCACCUGCUUGCCCCCGAGGACCUGCACAAAGCCCUCAAGCACUCAUUGAAGACGCAUGCACUUGGUGCAGUGGACCUGCAAGCAGCACUUGCGCUGACUGAGGCCAAGAGGGAUCACUCUUGAAUAAUGGUUACUCAAGCACACACAUGGGUACAGUCACAAUAUGGUAACACCAAACUUAUCCUGACACACAAAAGGGCCUUACCUGAAUUGUUUCAACAAAGCAGGUAGCAAACAGGUGCAUCUCAGAAAAUUUGAAUAUUUUGGAAAAUUUUAUGUAUUUCAGUAUUUCACUUCAAAAAUUUAAAUUAAAUUAAUUAUUGUACUGUAUUAAAACAUUCACUACCUGAAGAGUGAAAUACAGAUUUUCUAUUCUUUUUCAUAAUUUUGGUGAUUAUAGCUUACAGUGAACAAAAACCCCAAAUUUGUCAUCUCCACUAAUUAGAAUAUUACAUAAGAAACUAAAUUAUUUUUAGUUAAAAAAUAUAUAUUUAUAUAUAUAUAUUCUAAAGUCCUAAAAAAUAUUUUCCUGUGUUAAAUGAAUCUAUAUAAUAGUGUCAUUUUUUGAAUUGCACUAUUGGAAUAAAGGAACUGUCUAUGAUAUGCUAAUUUAUUGAAAUGCACCUGUAGAGUUGUCCAAAAUGUCUUGGUAAUGUGUAGAAAUAAAAUUAAAUGUGAAUUAAGGAGUCUAGAAAAAUCCCCCGUUAUUCAUAAAUUGAUCGUGAGGUGCGUCUAUAUAGUGUACAUUAGCGGUCACCAACAAGUAGCCCCCAAGGACCACAUGAGGAGCUCGCAGGCCUGUUCAAAAAUAGAUUACCAGUGAGAUGUGUUCAUUUUUUGUGGCUGUUCUUUUAUAAAUCACACUUGCAUUGAUGUCAAUUUGGAAAUUACAGUCUUUAAAAAAUAUAUAUCUAAGUUCAAAGGUCAGUAUUGUAGCUCAUGUCCAAACCUUAGUGUUCUGAAAACAAGCACCAGGGUGCAUCAAAAAUGAGGAUAUGAUUUAUACCCAAAUAAUUUGAUCAAAUUUGUUAUUACAGAAGCAAACUGGGAGCCCUUCACAUUGAUCAGUACUCAAAAAUUAGCCCUCAGUUUUAAAAAGAUGACCCCUGGUAUACACCUGUCCAAAGAACGUCUGAAUAUGGUAGUAAAGAGAUGCAUGCAAUACAUGAUUUAUUUACAUGUUGUUCUCUUUUGUAAGUGGCAUUUUUUCCUAUCAUAAAAAAAUAAUAAGGUUGUACAGUUGAGUUCGUUUCAUACUGGGACGAUUUGGUACACCCUUAUUUUGAUACCAUAUGAGUUGGCUUGGCUUCUUCGGUGGUGACCAUGUGUUUCCCUCUGAACAAAUGCACAUACACUAGUGUCCAUCUGUAGGGGGAGGGCUUGAGCAAAAAUACAAAACAUUUACAAUCAUGUACUCUUCCUGUGCUCAAUAAAAGUCUGCAGCACAACAUCGAUCAGAGAUUGUAAACACUUUCUUUUUUAAUUCUACCAUUACUUAACUUUGUGGUAUCUUUAAAAUGACACAAUAAGAACAUUUUUCACCAUUUAAACAGUUUUCAGGUGCCUUAAUAAAAUGUCUCUGGCAUUCUUCUCGCAAAAUAUAUAAAGUAUAAAGAAUGGCAGCACAUCUACUUAGGUCACUGGUUGAUAUCACUCUGUUUUGGAAAGCGGCAGCUUAUUCUCAUGAAAAUGAGACAUUGUGCUUACCUCCAACACAAUACCGAGUCGAGUAUGGCUUUCAUUGGGCAAGCGGCUACUUGUCCUCAAACAGUCACAAACACAUUUGUAGUUGUAGGAGGAGUACUUCCAACACCAAAUUGCGAAAUUAGACUCUUCAAUUAGUGUGCGGAUACGUACAUGUGGUGCUGGAGAGGACACAUGGGUAAAAAACCCACGGCGACAACCUCGUCAAACAUUCGAGUAUGUGCCAGUUAUCAGAAGCUCGCACUUAUAACACUGUUAGCUAAUGCUAAUCUGUGUUAUCACUGCAACUCUGCUUACCUUUUGGCCCAGCCUAUAUAUAACAAACCAUGGGCGGAGAAACUGAGUGUGGCAUAAGUACGUAAACUUGAAAAUUCUGAACAGCCCGCUUAUAGACACAUUUUUGGAAGCAGGGAGCUGAUGCCAGAAACACAACUAUGUAAGCAAUUAGUCUUUUUUUCCCCAUAUUAUGCUAAUAUCAUGGUUUAUUCAAACUAGGGCUACAACGAACCAUCAUUUUAAUAAUCGAUUAGUCGGUCGAAUAUUUUCUCCAUUAAUGGAAUAGUCUGAUAAGGAAAUUUGUUUUUAUUCAAAAACAGGACCUCAUUUCAAAUUGACUGCAGAAAAGCCCACAGGCAAGUUGCUGCACGAACAUCCCAGAGCUCUUUUAGGAAUACGUCCAUCCAUUCAUGCAUUUUCUACACCGCUUAUCCUUACUAGGGUCGCGGGUAUGCUGCAGCCUAUCCCAGCUAUCUUCGGGCGAGAGGCGGGGUACACCCUAAACUGGUUGACAGCCAAUCACAGGGCACAUAUAAACAAACAACCAUUCGCACUCACAUCCACGCCUACGGACAAUUUAGAUUCUUCAAUUAACCUACCGUUAGCAGGUCAACCUGCUCAAUAACAGUCCUACCAGACUUAAAAUAAAAAAAAUGUAUUUUCAUGCCCAGUUUUACUGUAGUAUGUGCCGCAAUUCGCACAUUCUUAAUUUUUUAAAAAUCUGUUUUUACACAAUUUAGCAUAAAAUGUGUUAGUAUUUCUAUUAGGUAAUACCGUCUGGACUGUGUUGACGCAGUUGUCUCUUCAUUAAUCGUUAUUAUAUAGUUUUGUUUAAUUGGAGGUUAAUAAUUACCUUAGCAUAGGUGCUAAUUGUUUGUUAGCAUGUCUAUCUGUAUGUGUGUGUAUGUGUCCGUUUUACAAAAUACUACGACUAGGAGUGACAAAUAAACUGCUUGAAGCAAGAA